AUGACCUCGCCCCUAAGAUUGCUCCUCGCAUGCGGCCUAGCCGUCUGCACCUAUGCAGCACCACUACCACACCCAGCAAUACCAAGCACAACCGAAGCGCGACCAAUCACAUCCACCUCAGCCUCGUCUACCUGGUCAAAUGAAGCCAUCUUCACUCUGAUUGGUGUCAUCGUCGCAAUCACUGGCAUUCUCGUCACUCUCCUGCUCUCUUUCUCAAAGUUACGCGAAUGGAUUAGCUACCCUUUCAAGUAUUGCAUCAAACGCAACCAACAACGCUCGAUGCGUUCACUCCAAAACGACGUUGAAGAGUGGCUCGAAUUCAGGCAAUGGUCUAAUCUUCGUCGUGGUCGAAAUGCUUUAUGA
Messenger RNA from Parastagonospora nodorum SN15, 363 nucleotides. RefSeq lists its product as hypothetical. The transcript has 2 exons. NCBI's taxonomy places the organism in Eukaryota, Fungi, Ascomycota, Dothideomycetes, Pleosporales, Phaeosphaeriaceae. The coding region runs from base 1 to 363 and encodes 120 amino acids. The record is from RefSeq and is a predicted model, not a curated record.